AUGUCGUUCUCUUCCGAAAAAGGCAGCAGCCGCCGCGGCUCCAUCUCGCUUGCCAGUAAGCGUCGAGGCUCUGGUACCGAGAAGCUCGAAACUCAUAUCGCCUCAUGGCACACCAGUUCCCACAAGCACGAGGAAAACCCACAUGCGCACGAGGAACAGCUCAAGCAGACCUACGAGCGUUUCGAGAAGCUCUUCACCAUCACGCCUCAGCGUCUGCGCAUGAUCACCGAUCGUUUCGUCGGAGUCCUUGAGGAGGGUCUUCAGAAGGAUGGUCAGACCGUGCCCAUGCUCCCUGCCUAUGUCUUUGGCUGGCCCACCGGUGACGAGGUCGGCUCUUACCUCGCUCUUGACCUCGGUGGCACCAACUUGCGUGUCUGCCACGUUGUUCUCAAGGGCGCCGGAAAGUUCGAGAUUACACAGUCCAAAUUCCGUCUCACAGAGGAGCAGAAGCAGACCGAAGGUCAGGAACUCUUUGACUUUUGUGCCGACUGCUUGGCCACUUUCAUCAAGGACCACUUUGGCGACCAAAACGGCGACGUCAUCCUUGAAGAGGAGCUUGCGCUCGGAUUCACCUUCAGCUACCCGAUGGAGCAGGACAAAAUCGAUCAUGGCAAGCUCGUCCGAUGGACCAAAGGCUUCGGCAACCCCAACACCGAAGGCCGCGACUGCGCUGCCAUGUUCCGCAAAUCGCUUGACAAGUUCAAUUUGCCUGUCAAGAUGGUCUCGAUCAUCAACGAUACCACCGGAACGCUCAUCGCCUCUAACUAUGUCAACCGCGAAACCAGGAUCGCCUGCAUCUUUGGUACCGGCUGUAACGCCGCCUACAUGGAGCACAUGAAGGACAUUCCCAAGAUCAAGCACCUCGGCCUCCCCGAGGAAGAGGACAUGGCCAUCAACUGCGAGUACGGCGCCUUUGACUCGUUUCAGCACGAGCACAUGGCCGAGAUCCGAACCAAGUACGACGAACACAUUGACCUUCACUCGAACAAGCCACACGAGCAGUCGUAUGAAAAGAUGAUCGCCGGUCUCUACCUGGGCGAGAUUUUCCGACUGUGCAUCUGCGACCUGAUCGACGAGGGUACGCUCUUCUUGGGCCAGAACACGUACAAGCUGGAAAAGACCAACGCCUUCGACACGGCCUUCCUGUCGUUGAUUGAAUCCGACCCUACGGACGAGCUUUUGACUGUGACCGGUCUGUUUACACACUUCUUUGGUAUCGACACUACGAUCGAGGAGAGGCAAUUCUUCCGCAAGCUGGCCAAACUCAUCGGUACACGAUCGGCGCGUCUGAGCUCGUGCGGUAUCGCUGCGCUGGUAACCAAGAUGGGUUACCUGGACAAGGGAUGCGGUGUGGGUGCCGACGGUUCGCUCUACUCUAAAUAUCCUGGAUUCGCCGACCGCUUGCACCAGGCGCUCGAGGAUAUCUUUGGCGAAAAGGGGCGCAACAUUCGCACCUACCAGGCUGAAGACGGUUCGGGUGUAGGAUCGGCCAUCAUUGCUGCCAUGACCAAGGCACGCAAGGAGGAGGGCAAGUACGCCGAUGUGUAA
Molecule: messenger RNA, 1548 nt
Organism: Mycosarcoma maydis (corn smut)
Lineage: Eukaryota; Fungi; Basidiomycota; Ustilaginomycetes; Ustilaginales
Product: putative hexokinase
Exons: 2
Coding region: 1-1548 (515 amino acids)
Biological process (GO): glucose 6-phosphate metabolic process; intracellular glucose homeostasis; glycolytic process
Cellular component (GO): cytosol; mitochondrion
Molecular function (GO): ATP binding; fructokinase activity; glucokinase activity
Source: RefSeq, a predicted model, not a curated record